Messenger RNA from Periconia digitata, 2387 nucleotides. The record is from the annotation of a GenBank genome assembly. Lineage: Eukaryota; Fungi; Ascomycota; Dothideomycetes; Pleosporales; Periconiaceae.
CUUUCCUGGGGAGUAGUAUCUUGAGCCGAGCCAAGAAUCACGCGUUGCAUGCUUUCCUCUAGGGUCUCUGUAGAACACCUGACAGGAAAAGUUGAAGGUGGUCUUGGGGGUUGUUCGGCGAUUAGGUGAUCAAGCAAGUUGACAUGCUUGUUAGACUGAUGGUACACUUGUAGUGCCACGAAAGUAUGGGGGAGAUGCAAUAGUUCGUUGCAUACUGGAAGCUCAGAGCUAGCUGUUCCAUAUUCUGAGGACGUAAUCAGAACAUGCCCUCCGAUCAAUGCUAGUUGGUUUCUUGUAUAUCCCAAUAUGCUACGACCCAUGGCGUCACCCCCUGUACUUAUUCGUGGAUACACAUGAGCUAACCCCUAUGUUGUCUAGCGUGCAGCGACCUCAGACAUCUCACUUUCGCUAUCGUACUCUGCCAGUAUCUCAAUCCCUCCAGAAGCACAAGGUUGAAAACAGGCCACCUCGCGAAUCCCACACCUCCUCCUACAUCACCGAUGAUACGUCGUCCGCGGAUUCCCGCUUUCCGAUUCCCUUCCCAACCGCGACGCUAUCGUCAUAAGUGGAGUCUCGAGAAACUCACACCCAUCGAGAAAUAUCCAUUAACUGUAGCCCUAGCUACACGAGAUGCCGAAAAGUACAAAGACAAGGUUCCCACAGUCAAGAUAAAGCAAUAUUGUGCGCUGGGAGACGAGUUUCACGGAAAAAGAGGACAGAAUCAUAUUCGAUCGCAAAUCGUAAAUCCUGACCUUUGCGAUGAUGUCCUCAAAUAUAUUGGGAGUACAUUGACACAGUACAAGGGAUGUGAUAUUCUUGACUUGAACCCUGGAGUCGGAUUAUGGUCCCAGAAAGUCCAUGAUUUCCUCCGACCACGAAGCCACAUGCUUGUGGAGCCAUCCGAGACAUACGAUCGCUGGCUCAAGCCUCUAGUGGAGCUACCAGGGUCUACAUAUAGUAUAUGGCGCGGAGACGUGACGAAAUUAACGACCUUCAAGGAGAUGGCUGAGGCAGGGGCCUUCCCACACCAAAAGCUUGCCGAGACCCAGAAUGUCCCUGGUACAGAGAUGAACAAAUCGCUUUUGGUUAUAGGAAACUUGACGUGGGAUCCGCCUCUUCCAGGUUAUGGUUUCUCGAUGUUGGCGCGGCAGACGGUAACAAAAUACAUCCAGGCCAUGCGCAAUUUGGAUGGAUUUCAUGCUUUCGGUCCAGUGCGAAUGCUCUUAUGGAGCUCGCAGGAGGAGAUGAGGCCCUUCGUACCCCUUGGCAUAACUGGCAUAUCUAAAUACCAGUAUAUCUUAAAUGAGUACAGUGACGUCACCAUGUGCGCGACUACAGGUCCACGGGAAAGAGCUCGUCGACCGCAAUACGAUAUUGAGAGUGUAGUCAGAACUAUAGAGAGGGCAAAGAAGUCGGGGUUCAAUUUGCCCGAGCACCGGUGUGACAACAUUCAUGAAUUCGCCAAAGAAAUAGCUGAAUCCACUGGUGGCACUGGUAAAAUCAGCUCAUCCGAAAUGCGCCAGUAUCUGAUGGAAAAAGAGUAUGCCGGGAUUUCCACCGCCGGGCUCAGCACUCAACACGAAAUAGAGUUUUAUCGUGCUGAGCAGGAAUUGCUGAAAAUUUCACCACCGGGACCAAAAGGACAACGGCCUGAAACUCCAAUACCGAGGAAACACAUCAGCGCCCGAGCCACCUUGAAACGCACUGGACUGGUCUGGGAAAAAGUUGAAAACGCAGCCAUCAUGGGCGAAGAAGUCUAUAACCUUGAAUGUGAGAUCGUGGGCAUGCCAGAUGGUCCCGAUAAAGAGAAAGCACUUGCUACACUGGAAAGCAAAGAAAUGGAGUAUGAGAACGCUUUAAAGUUCAUCAACGGAAACUUUCAAAAAGCCGUUGUUUCAGAGGUUGAUGAUCGAAUUGCUCUUCACGCCUCGGUGCCACGCCUUCAGUGGGACAAACGCCCAUACGAGCCGCUCAUUGCAAAAUCCGGUGAGGUCUGGCCUGCUAUCCCAGUAUCUCUCCUAGAUAUAGUCCCUCGUCCCAUGACAUUCGAUCCGGUAUGGUUUGAGUGGGUGACUGAUUUCUGUUUUGCGUUCUUCGAUGCGCCUUUUGCAUCAGUGCGAGCAGCCAUGGAACAUGUACAGCCUGGUGCUUCAUGCCUUCUUGAUCAAGUACCUGCCUUGACGGAUCCCAAGAAGGGCGGCAGGCUGAAUAUGAACAAUCUCAGGGUGAGGAUGUUGACACCAGAGAUGAUAGAGGGCCUAUGCAAAGCGUAUCAUGAAUGGCCGUUCAAAAAUGUGGAGGCCCGCCACAAAAAAUAUUUUCAGAUGCGGAUGACAAAUUCUCGCCAAGCGAACGACAUAGCAACAACCAAACACGCGUUCGCGUAA